Molecule: messenger RNA, 3582 nt
Organism: Auanema sp. JU1783
Lineage: Eukaryota; Metazoa; Nematoda; Chromadorea; Rhabditida; Rhabditidae
Source: the annotation of a GenBank genome assembly
AUGUCACGUCUGGGCAGUAGGGUCACUAUUCCUGAAAAUGAAGAUGGAGACCAAUCUAUUAACGUUACACUGAAUGAGGAGGAAGAAGUACUUAGCUCUAAUUUAAAAAAUAACAGCAUUGGAUCAUUAAAGGAGAGGACGUUCAAUUCUUUCACUUCCUCAACUCCUAUGCCUGCAGACAAAUCUAGAAAAUUCUCCCAAGAAGACGAUAUUAGUGCGAUUAUGUCAGAUUCGUUCGAUGCCAUGAGCGAGGGGUCUUACCAUAGAGCAGAUGCUUCCGAAGAAUAUGACGACGAUGAAAUUGAUAGAAGCAGAAGCUUCCAUGAGACGAAUGAUAAAACUACAUUAUCACCGUUUUCGCAGAAGCUUACUGCUAAGAAUGAUGCUGUAUCUAAGCAGAAGCUCAGAGAACGCCUUUUGCGCAAAUCUGUUGUUAAUAAGAAAGAGGCAGUUGAUAGACGGUCACGCACCUCUGCAGGCAGCACUGCGAGCUCUAACCUUUUUGGAAGGAAUAGUUCAGGAGGAGACAGAUUAACAAGUUCUCCACUGAAAGAAGGAUUUAACUCUUCUUUCGCGUCCCCGAAUCAAUCCAAGAAAAAAACUCGUAAAAUCUUGAAUAUGGAUGAUCUGUCCGAAGAUGAUUCCUCAAACAACUUGAAAGCUAUUUCCGAGAGUAAUUCUUCUAUGUCUUCAUUACUCUCUUUUGAUGCCGAUGAUAGAAAGCAAUUCACAACACCUCGUCGAGCUGUUAUCAUUUCGGACAGCGAUGAUGAUGGAGAAGCUGAUGAAAAGCAUGUGAACGGUUCCGAAGAUGCUGGUCACGAAGUGGUUAGUCUUAGCGGUUCUGAAAGCGAUGAAGAUGAAGAAGAUGACGAAGGUGACAAAGAAGACGUAGAUGACGAAGAUGACGAAAGUGACGAAAGGGACGAAAGUGCUAAUAAUGAGGAAGAGCACUCUAUUGAGGAUGACUCCGAUGUUGAAGUUGUCGAAGAAAAAAUAGCUGAAAUAAUUGAUAGUUCUAAUAAUGAAAGCAAAAUGUCAGAGCCUUCAAUUGUAGUGCUUUCUGACGACGACGACGAUGAUGAUGAAGAUGAAGAAGAUAAAGAAACAUACGAUGUAACUGACGAUGGCACUAAUAACUAUGAUGUCUCUCACGAGAAAGAGAACAUUGAGCAUGAAAAACAGGAGUGUGAAAAAGAGAAUAUACAAACUCUACCCAUAUCUAACCAAGAAGUGAAGCUCACUACUAAGUAUGACAACGAAUCUUUAGAAUCUCUGAUGGAACGCAAGAGCUUGCUGAGUAAGGCGUUGUUGAGGAUCAACCUCAAUGAGUUGCCAGAUGGAGGUAGCAAGUUGAAGGCUCAAAUGCAACACAUUAAUAAUCUAAUAGCCAUGAAAAGCCACAACCCUAGACCUGAGCUGGAAGUCGUAGACGUUGUGCAAAGAGAGAAGCCAGUGGAAGCAAUUAGAGUUCUUCCAGAAAUAAUAGACGUUAAGAGCCAAGAGAAACCUCGUGGUCCUCUUGUUCUGGAGCAACAAUUCGAUCCCGACGUUUAUAACAAAAUGCUAACAAAGGAUUCAAAUCGCCUAUUUGGUGGCGCUAUGAAUGAAAAUAGAAUGCUUAAAGUCAUUAAAGUAACUGAAGAAGCGUUAGGAAACUUCCAUAGGGCUCUUAAUUCUGCUCCUGAUGAAAACGACAAAAUCGAGACGCCAAAGGGACUGUCUUGUGAGCUCAUGGAGCAUCAGAAGUCCGGAUUGGCGUGGCUUCUGUGGAGAGAAACUCAAACACCUCCUGUUGGGAUUUUAGCUGAUGACAUGGGUUUGGGAAAAACGUUGUCUCUCAUAUCUCUCAUUAUGCAUCAAAAAAAUGAGAGAAUCAAGAGAAAAGAAACUUUCAACGAUGAAUUUGACAAACAGAGAAGAACUGCAGCCGAAAAGAAUGGACUUCAAUUCAGUAAUGCAACACUCAUAGUUGCUCCUGCUUCUUUGAUUUACCAAUGGAAAGCGGAAGUUGAGAGAAGGGUGAAGCCAGAUAGAUUGAGUGUCCACGUUUUCCAUGGUCCCAAGAAUAAGAGAGAGUCAGAUGCAAGAAGACUGGGUAAAUUUGACAUUGUUCUUACAACCUACAAUCUCCUCGGUACGGAACUCUCCGAAAAAGUUGUAAUCGGCGACUCAGACGACGACGAUUCGAAGUUUGUGAAAAAAAGCAAAAAUAAGGUUUCGAAAAGUUCUAAAUCCAUUUUGGCCGAGAUAGCCUGGGCUCGUAUUGUCCUCGAUGAAGCUCAUGCCAUUAAGAAUAGAACUACUACUGUGUCUAAGUCGGCUUGCGUGUUGUCUGGAACGGCUAGAUGGUGCUUGACUGGUACUCCUGUCCAUAACAAUCUAUGGGAUCUUUUCAGUCUCAUCAGGUUCAUGAGAGUGUCACCCUUCGAUGAGGAAAAACAUUGGAAAGAGUUCAUUAUGAGUGGAUCGCAAAAAGCUGCUGACCGUUUGAAUAUGCUGGUGAAGAAUAUCCUUCUGAGACGAACCAAGAAUCAAAUAUCUACCGCAACUCAGAAACCCAUCGUAGACCUACCACCAAAGACUAUCCACCAGCAUGAUCUCGUACUCGAGGGCAUGGAAGGAAAAAUCUACGACAUCAUGUUCACAGCUACUCAACAAAAAGUCAAACAAAUGUUGUCUGAAGAGGAAGAUGCUCGACAUGACCAGAUUUAUGGAAUGUACAGAAAGAAAAGAAAAGAGAAGGGAGAAGAAAUCAUCAAUCCGUUCAAUUUUGGAGCAGCGACCAUUAACGAGGGAGACAAGUUCCAGGCGAUGUCUUGUAUGCUUGUUAUGUUACUUAGAUUGAGACAAGCUUGUGUGCAUAUGGCAUUAACUAGACAGGCUGUAGAUAUUAAUGCUUUUGACAACAUCAAUGGUGGAGAAGACAUUGAAACGGUUUUGGAGAGAACUAUGGCCGAUUUGGAUCUUGACAAAACCGUUGAGAAAAUGGAAGAUGAAACCGCUGAAAAAAUUUUCGACUCUACCCACUUGUCUUGCAAGAUUCGGAAGCUGAUUGAGCUCAUUGAAACGCUGGAGCCCUCAGAAAAAAUGGUUAUUGUCUCUCAGUGGACUUCUCUUCUCGAUAUUGUGGAAAAUCAUUUGAUUGAAAAGAAGGUCAAGUAUACUUCCAUCACUGGAAAAGUGCCUCCUGCUGAUAGACAAGAAAGAGUAGAUGCAUUCAACAAAGAGGGAAAAGGUCCCAAGAUUAUGCUCCUUUCCUUAACCGCUGGAGGUGUAGGAUUGAAUUUGAUUGGAGGUAAUCAUCUGGUAAUGGUCGACUUGCAUUGGAAUCCUGCUCUUGAAUCACAAGCUUGCGAUCGUAUUUAUAGAAUGGGUCAGAAGAAGAAUGUUUUCAUUCACAGGUUGGUAACGAAGGGUACCAUUGAACAAAGAGUAUUGGAUUUACAAAACAAGAAACUGGAAUUAGCUGGUGCUGUAUUAGAUGGUGCUACGAGCAAGAAGAUGAACAAGUUGACUAUGGCUGACUUGAAAUAUCUGUUCGAUUUGGACGGAAAAGAUAGCAGAACCGAAAAGGUCUAA